GUUUCUUGCCACCUGACGUCUAUAUCUCUUCCGGGUUCAUUUUCAACACUUGUCUUCUUCCUAUCACCUCUUCUGUUGGAUCUAUUCUUUGUCUACUUCUCAGAGCAUCAUUAUUUGUUGAUCUUAUCCUUUCGAUCUAAGCCUGACUGCAACCUUGAAGCAGUGCCGCACAGUUACAUAACACCCUGCGUGUCCUUUCGGUACUUGGAAAUGGAGAAUGGUCUUCAUUACACUAUUGUCCAUGGAGCUCCUCCGAUGGAUCAUCUCGGCGGCGACAUAACGACAAAUAACUUCGACGCGCUCCCAAAUAUCCCCCAGGAGCAAUGGUGGACAGUGGAUGCCGCGCUGUUUCCCCCUUCGUCUGGGGGACUCAACCCUGCUAUCCAUUAUCACCAAGGCGAUCUCCCUUACAACGAUUUUGCUCCCAAUUACGGGUCCGAAUGGCGCGGUUUCUCUUCUGUGCAAGAAUAUCCUGCCCCGUCAGCGUCCGACUCCUCAUAUCUUGAACCAUCACCAAGUGUAUCGAGCCGUCGAAGCUCUGCCUCGGCGCAGCAAGACGACAAGCGAAGAAAACAGAGUACUGCCGAGCGUGCGACGGCCAAGUCAGCAAAGCGACCCCCCUCCGCCCGAAAGAACAAGCCCCAGGGCACGGCAGUAGAAGGAAAGAAAGAUUCGAAGAGCCGCAAGGCCCAACAGAGUAAACCCACGAUCGGCUCAUCCCCUGAAGACGCAGAUGAAUACAGUAAACGGGUCCAAGAGAGGAAUCGGGUGGCAUCCAACAAGUUCCGUAUCAAGAAGAGGGAAGAUGCAAAGAAGCUCAAGACAGAUGAGGAAGACAUGGAGCGCAUCAACCGCGACCUUUCAAGCUGCGUCGCAGACUUGACUCUGGAGGUUUACCAGCUCAAGAUGAGAUUAUUACAGCACACCGACUGCGAUUGCGCCCUCAUUCAGAAUUACAUUGCCAACGAGGCACAGCGUUAUAUCCAGAAUCUAGACGAGAAGCAGCAUGAACAUGGCUGCUAG
Fusarium falciforme is the source of this 1023-nucleotide messenger RNA. Its product is annotated as BZIP domain-containing protein. The transcript has 2 exons. Lineage: Eukaryota; Fungi; Ascomycota; Sordariomycetes; Hypocreales; Nectriaceae. Gene Ontology annotation, molecular function: DNA-binding transcription factor activity, RNA polymerase II-specific; RNA polymerase II cis-regulatory region sequence-specific DNA binding. The record is from RefSeq and is a predicted model, not a curated record. The coding region runs from base 211 to 1023 and encodes 270 amino acids. Gene Ontology annotation, biological process: regulation of transcription by RNA polymerase II.